Lytechinus variegatus (green sea urchin) is the source of this 2143-nucleotide messenger RNA. Its product is annotated as CUGBP Elav-like family member 4. The coding region runs from base 415 to 789 and encodes 124 amino acids. Gene Ontology annotation, molecular function: RNA binding. The record is from RefSeq and is a predicted model, not a curated record. NCBI's taxonomy places the organism in Eukaryota, Metazoa, Echinodermata, Echinoidea, Temnopleuroida, Toxopneustidae. The transcript has 2 exons.
AGCCAAUGCUAUUCACCGUAGGGUUUCUCUCACUCGCCAUCGAAUCGGAGAAAAAAAAUCCGAACAACUACUACCUCAAUCUCCAUUCGGUUAGUUGUGUCGUCAGCCGGGGUAGUGUGAGUGCGUGUGUCCUGUAAGCGCUUUUAUUAUAAACCGGUGAUAGUGUGGUUUAUUGGUUCAUCUUCGUAAAACUGUAAAACCCCAGCCAGCAAGACAUUUAAAAUUUGAGCACUUCCAUUAUUUGUUGUAGCAUCACCAUACCUCUGGAUUUUGUUGAUAUUCUUAUCGCCUUGUGUGUAGAGUAGUCUAGUCAUCCGCGCAAACGCAUCUUUGAGGAGGACCAUUGCACUCGACACACAACACACCAACACGCAGCCGACACUCUCCUCUUUCUUCGCAUCUCUUGCAUCCAAUAUGACGAACAUGGCAGCCACACAAUUAGCAAGCGGACCUGACACACAACAACCCACCGGCAACCAAGUUUCCCAGGUUGGCAACAAGCCUAACGGAGUUUCUUGUGCACCCCAAACCAUUCCCAUGAAGGACCAUGAUGCCAUCAAAUUAUUUGUUGGCCAAAUUCCACGGAACUUGGAGGAGAAAGACCUACGGCCGAUCUUCGAGGAUUUUGGGCGCAUCUACGAGUUGACAGUUCUCAGGGACCGAUAUACAGGCGUGCAUAAAGGCUGUGCCUUCUUGACUUAUUGCGACAGGGAAAGUGCAAUCCGUGCGCAGAAAGCUCUUCAUGAACAGAAGACCCUGCCAGGGGUAUGUAUUCAAAAAGGAAUUUGAUAAUCUUAUUCUUAAUAGGUUUCAUUUAAAAUAUGACAAUCCUUCAUUCUCAUCCUUACACUAUAGAUAAAAAAAUAUGUAAUUAUACAACUGUAAGUCAUUGGCCAGCAUGUUACAUCUAGGAACUCUUGACUUUGUUUAAUUGGUUUAUAAACAUACAAUAGGCCUAUAAAUUACUGAUUGCAUUAUUGAAUGAUUGAUUGGGAUGAAGAAUGUGGAGUUCGUUCAUGAGAGAAUGUGAGCUAAUGAUAGUUCCAAGUCAUGAGUGCCUAAUUCUCAAGUCUUUUUUUUAAUAUAAAAUGACAACUUGACAGGAUCAAUUGUUUCCAUAUCUAGAUGUUCUGCAAUCCAACAAACAGGUUUACAUUUAUUUAGAAAUCAUUUAGUAGCAACAUAGAGUGUAGACCUAUUAUAUCUCCAUUAAUUUGCUUAAUGCAUGAAUUAACAUUGUUGCUCCUACAAUUUUGAAAUUUAUGUUCAGCUUUGGCUUGUAAUACUUGUCUAUAAGUCACAAUGGGAAUUACAACAAUUGUCAAAAUUAGGUCUUAGGCUUGAUUAGUACUUUCUACAGCCUUGCUUUUAAUUUUGUAGGGCCUAUCUGAUCAGAUGGUCCAUGACCUGGCUCUGUGCAAUAACACAGUUUUCAGUUCAUGCACUUAAAACAUGUGAUCAGUACCAAACAAGAAAUUCUCCUGAUUAAUACACACCAUACCACACAGCACAGGAGUUACCUUGGAUUCAGUGCAAACCAGUCUUUAUUGAGUGGUAUCCACACAAUGAAAACAUAGUAGUAAGGUAUAAACCGCCUUUUUUGUUACCCACGUUCUUUGUCAUCCAUCAUAAAAGCGUCAAAUCAGGCCAGGAAGAGCUACACAAUGCAUUUCCAGAAAAGGGCUUCUGUGAACUGUUGCUAUCAAGAUGCUUCGGCUUUUGUUUUGGCACGCGAAGGGAGCUUUACAGGAAGGAGGGGGUGAGGGGAUGUGCAGUGUAGCAUGGAGAUGUUUGCUUCAAUUUGUUGCUUUGUUUGCUUUCUAUUCCAAUUCAGAAAGAGUCUCUAUCACAGAUAAUUGGCAAAUUGUUGUGCUAUCUUCAAUAUGUUUCACAUUGGAUUUGGUUUUCUCAUCCAUUGGCCUUUCAACUUUUUUGAAUUGCAGAUGAAAGAUAUUUUCCCAGAUAUUUCACUGGGACUCUUGAAUCUUGUUUAUUCAAACAAAGUUCAAUAUUGUAAAAUGAUUUAUAAAUCUCUUUGUCUUCCUCGAUCAGUCAAGUUUGCCCUAUUAUUCCUGAAAAAAGUGGUGGCAGCUAAUCAAAUUUGAAGAAUUUGAAGCUAACUUUGAAUGAUUACAUUAUACCC